CGAUCUCCUUCAGUGAACCCGAACCCUAGCCUUUCCUCCACCAUCUCGCACCCAGCUGCCCUCCCUCCCUGACGUUGCCGACCACCAUUCCCGGCGUCAUCUCCGGCGAAAAAAUUUCUGCGUCGGCCUCCCAAGGAAAGUCUUAGGCUGCUUAAGCAACCUAGAUGUACCGGAGACUCCAUGGGUUCAGAAAUUGAUACUCUCAAGGAGAGGUUAACAUCCAUGCUUGGUCAGCUCCAAACAGAGUGUGGCAUUCUUGAAAGAAUGGCGUACAAGAACAAGAACCAGCAUCGCCGUUGCUCGUAUUUCCAGUACAUUUUGAAGGUUAGGAGGGAUCUAAGGCUGCUGAAAUCAACUAAAUUGGAGGAGUUAGUAGAUUCUUGCUUUUUGGUUAUCACUGGAAAGAGACCUAAACAAAAGCUGCACCUUUUAGAAAGUUUAAAGAGGAGAAAAUGUGAUGGUGGAAAACAUAAUUUCAUGGAGCGACUUCUGGGAGCUGCACGACUACUCUCACUGAUUGUUGAGCCAAUGUUGAUGGCAGCUGCUGAGAUAUCUAUCUUGCUUGCUCGAUCCUUUUUCAUGGGAUUUUCUAUGACUAUGUUGGCUCUGCUCGCACGCCUUCGAGUUUUGGUUCAGCAAAUACUACAUGAUGUAGUUUCAAUAUUCAACAUGGUUUCUUCUAUCUCCCAGAAGAAGCAAUCUGUAAAGAUAAACCAGGAAGGAAUUGAGGUCUUCAGGGAGUUUUAUCCUACCUAUGAGGAAGUUGUUACGUUAGAGUGUGUAUGGAAAUCAGAUAAGUUUGUAUUACUUGAGAGGAUGUGUAAGAGCAAUACUGGAAGCCCAGAUGAGGAUCUUAUAGAAGAUGCAUAUUUGGGAGCAUCAGCUGUAAAGUAUCUAAAUGUCGAGUCUUUUCUUGGAGACGAUGAACUUGUUCCCGAGAAGGUGGAUUCAGAUCAAAUGGGCGAAAAAAGUCCAUCUCACGUCAAGGCGUUGAGGACUGAUUUGCUCGCAAGCCCUCCCAUGGAGAGUGACAAUAGGAAGGCAGUUGAAGAUUGUAGGGAAGUUGGAGAUGUUUCAGGAACUGUAGCCACACCUUGCAAGAAACUACUGCAGGAAGUGAGUUUGCUUACAGCCUCAAAGCCCUCUCCAAGUUCAAACACUUCGAUACUCAAAUCCGGGUCAAGAAAAGUAGCAUUCGUCUCUGUGAAAAAUCCUCCAGCAUUAACGGGUAAUGUGAAAGAUCUGCCAGUACAUGGCUUUAAAGGUGAGGACAACGCAGAUCCAUUUUUCAGCUUGCUCAUUGAUGGAAAUGUGAAGGAUAGUCUCCUCUAGUUACUAAUCCUUUGAAUAGGAUUUUUUUUUUUUUUUUAAUGAUAGUAUAUUUUUCAUAUAAUUCUUCGACUUCUCUCAUCCGUUCAAUAGGAAAAUUUAUAGGUGAAUUAUCCUGAAACUCAUGUAAAUGCCUGUUCCGGAUAAAAGCCCCUAAAAUUGUAACCAAUGAAUUCUUUUAAAAAACCGCUGAAUCAAAAAAAAAAAAA
This is a messenger RNA of Juglans regia (Persian walnut), 1538 nucleotides long. RefSeq lists its product as uncharacterized. Lineage: Eukaryota; Viridiplantae; Streptophyta; Magnoliopsida; Fagales; Juglandaceae. The transcript is spliced from 9 exons. The coding region runs from base 181 to 1332 and encodes 383 amino acids. The record is from RefSeq and is a predicted model, not a curated record.